CUGCUACAAAAGAAGGAAAAAUAAGAGCACCACUUUAAUUCGGAGAGAGUGUUCAUCGUCUCUGGCAAUGUUGAACAUGGAAAUCGAGGAGGAACUUGAGCGGAGGAAGCUUGAAGAAGCCCUAGAAGUCAAAUCCCUCCGCCGUAUCAUCAGCGCCUACCUAAAUUAUCCUGAAGCUGCAGAGGAGGAUGUGAAAAGAUGGGAAAGAUCUUUCAGAAAGCUACCGCCACGGCAUAAGGCUCUACUAUCUCACCUUCCCUUGAAGUUUCAGAAGCUAAGAUGGUGUAUCGCUCAAAAUUCAUACUUCAUAUUUGAGAUGCUGAAGGUGUUUGAGCCCCCACUCGAUAUGAGCCAGGAUGUUGAUAUUUGUGAAAACCAACAUCUAGAUGUUGCGUCAGAUAGUCAUCACUCUUCUAAAUCAAGGAAUCCUUACUUAUGUGAGUCAACGUCAACUAGUGGUGGAGUAGAUUGCCACAGCUUGGCUGAACCAAUGUCUGAAGAAACCUGCUAUAGAAAGUUCCGAGCACUAACAAAUGUUAAUGAGGAGCAAGACGUUGACAUUUUAAAGAAAUCCAAUGCUGGGAAGUGCUCCAUCAGUUUAGAGGAUCAUGAAAGUGCUAAUAACAUUGGUGAUGAUGGUUGUAAGAGCCUUCCAGACCGGGAUCCAUUAUAUGCUUCUGCUUGUUGCAACGGAAAUGUCUCUUCAUCAUCUCCUGACUGGUUGGACCCAUCUUUGCAGCUGCAUGUUCCAUUGGUUGAUGUGGAUAAGGUUCGUUGUAUCAUCAGAAACAUUGUAAGAGAUUGGGCCAAGGAGGGUCAACAAGAACGUGAUCAGUGUUAUAGGCCCAUUCUGGAAGAGCUUGAAUGCCUAUUUCCUAAUCGAUCCAAAGAAAAUCCUCCAUCCUGUUUGGUUCCUGGUGCUGGACUUGGAAGACUUGCUCUAGAGAUUUCAUGUCUUGGUUUUGCGUGUCAGGGAAACGAGUUCUCAUACUACAUGAUGAUCUGCUCUAGUUUUAUUCUUAAUCAUGCCCAAGCUGCUGGUGAAUGGACAAUCUUUCCAUGGAUACAUAGCAAUUGCAAUUCGGUGUCAGACAAUGACCAGCUUCGGCCUGUCUCUGUUCCAGAUAUUCAUCCGGCUAGUGCAGGAAUUACUGAAGGCUUUUCCAUGUGCGGUGGUGAUUUUGUCGAGGUUUAUAGUGAUCCAAGCCAAGCAGGAGUUUGGGAUGCAGUUGUCACUUGUUUCUUCCUAGACACUGCCCAUAACAUUGUUGAGUAUAUUGAGAUAAUAUCAGAAGUCCUGAAAGAUGGUGGAGUCUGGAUAAACCUGGGGCCCUUGCUUUAUCAUUUUGCAGAUAUGUAUAGUCAUGAAGAUGAAAUGUCGAUCGAACUGAGCUUGGAGGAUGUGAAAAGGGUUGCUCUUCAGUAUGGAUUUAUCUUUGAGAAAGAAUCAACUAUCGAGACAACAUACACAACAAACUCACGGUCAAUGAUGCAAAAUCGGUACUAUGCAGCCUUCUGGACGAUGCGGAAGAAAACAGCAGCAACCCUGUAGUUGUUAAGCUGUCAAGCAUCAAACUGUUUGCAUCUUUGUGUUGCAGAAUACCAAAGAAAAGCUUGGAUACACUUGUAUGUCAUCCUAGUCAAUGCAUGCGGAUUCAAGAAAGCGGGGGAGUUCAAAGUUGUAAUUUUACGUGUCAGAUUUAAUAGUCUGUUUAUUCAUUGACCAAUUUAAAAGGGAUGGUAUGAAAUGGCUAUAAAUUUGUGAUUGUUCGAGCUUCAUCAAUGUAUAAUAACUAUGAGUGUGGUUCAUCUCCAAGUUUUCAACUUAACAUGACCUGAUUCAACUUCAACCGCUUAUAGGUUGAUCCUUUAUUGCUUUGUUCUAACCAGAGUUUUGACUCGGAUCAA
Molecule: messenger RNA, 1908 nt
Organism: Nicotiana tabacum (common tobacco)
Lineage: Eukaryota; Viridiplantae; Streptophyta; Magnoliopsida; Solanales; Solanaceae
Molecular function (GO): S-adenosylmethionine-dependent methyltransferase activity
Source: RefSeq, a predicted model, not a curated record